UCCACUAUUGUCCGAAUUGGAUCAAGAGAUCGCUCUGAUACAUACAUCAUCGCAACUUUUCGCUAACGUCACGUGCGGUGAUUCGUGUCACGGCCUUCGAGGCGACAGUUUGUCGCGUGAAUUUUACGUUCGGUAGCGUUCACGUCGUUCGAAUUCGUCUGUUCGAAGGCGGGAGACGGGUCCCCCGACUCGGAAGGAACCGAGAGCCCACGUGGCCCGUCCAUAUCUGACAGUGGCUGUCCGUCAGUGUACGAGGAUUGACAUUCGUCAGGCGCCGUCGUUCAUUCGCCGAUCAUUCUGCUUCGGAGGACGAUAUCGUCAGCUGUGAACAGGUCGUAGCUACCGACCAGCUGUUGGGAGAUUCAGUUUUGGACGAGUAAACGAGCGAUAGUGAUCCCUACGAUAUCGAAGUUUUUCUGCGAGGUGACAAUCGUCGUGUGAUGCGCCGGAGAUAAACUGAAUGGACGGAAUGGCUCGUUACGGCAGCGAGAGAUCCUUGCAUUCCCUGCACCCCGGUCACUCAACUCAUGCUGCCGCCUCGACGUCUCCCACAACGCCUACGACAACGUGUGCUAUCACCCUGACCAAGGUCGCUGCCGCUACCAGUGCUAUCCACGUGCCAAGUGUCGGAUCACCUGGCAGUCCUAUAGCCGCGACCUCGCCGCCGUCUUCGCUGGACUCCCGUAUACCGAGGCCAUCGCCGUCGGCUCUGCGACGUGCCGCCAGCUUGCGCGUGCGCGGCGAACGGAUACUACCACCACAUCAUCCGCGAGCCACCACCGCCGCGGCCCUGAUCGGCCACCAACAGCAUCACCGUCGUCACAACCACCUCCUGCAAUCGUCGCAGCAGCAUCAGCAUCCGGAUCAUUGUAUCUUCCCGGUCAUCACGGAGAAUGGAACCGACUCGCCGCGACAACGAUCCCUCAGUCUCUCACUGACACCGGUGAGGCCGCGGCCAAGUCACGCGGCCUCUGGAGGAACGACGACAGGAAUUGCCGAUGAUAGCGAUGCCGAGAGUGUGAAGAGUUAUAGUAGCGCUUGCAGCACGGCGAGCGCCUGCGAGCACGCCUCCUUCGCGUUGAAUGGCACCACUUGGUCCGGUCGAUCGCGGAAAUAUGUUGUGCACUGCUCAAAUAACGUCGGCGACAAUGAACAGUAUCUCACGCCUACUCAAAGAGCGGCUAGACAAGUCAGGAAGUUUCAGGCUCUAUUGAAAGAGGCGCGUAAAGAGAUCGAGGAGAAGGACCGAGAGCUCUUGCGAUUGACGAAGGAAGUUGUAGAAUUAAGGCUGUACAAGGCUUCUCUGAACAGUCCGGAUGAGCGAACAGAUAGCAGCGACGCUCUCACUGUACGUGAGAACAAUCCCUUCUCACCAGAAUCACCGAGCAAAGAUCUUCCGGAUGAGAGUAUCGCGGAGAAAUCUGUCACCAGUCCGGAAACGCCGGAGAAGCGUUUACACACAGAUCUUCCCCCGUCAUUGGCUGAUUCCGGUCACUUCGAAGAUGGUUCCGUCCAUUCGAAAGACUCUGUGUGUCUGCCUGAGCCACAGCCGGAGAUUGUUAUCAGUACGCCUAAUGGGGUACCAUCCAGCGAUAUUGUUUCCGAGGCAAUCUCUGUAACUCCUAUAACGAGCAUCGAACGAGACGAGGAGAGACGUCGAUUGGUUAGUCAUUACGAGAAUAGAAUUGAAGAUAUGCAUAGGCGGCACGUUGACGAGUUGCAGGAUGUCAAGCAAAAGCACAAUGACAAGGUGGAGAGUUUGCUCAAUCAAUUAUCUGAGGUCAACACACGUUACUGCGAGGUGCGGCCAGCCGUAGAUAUUGCGGAGGCUCGUGUACGUGAAUUAGAAACUGAAUUGGAGGCUGUGAAGACUGAGCUUAAUGAACAGAAAGCGCUUUUAAGCGAACAAGAGGAAAGAAAUAAGCAAAUGUACCUGAAAAUGUAUGCCAAAGGUCAAGAAGCCGCGCGCAUGGAACAAGCUGAUCAGAUAUUCGUGCAGGCACAUCAAUCACCGCCUAAAGUUACCGUCGCGGAACUCCUUCAACAACUAACCGUUACACAAGCUGAAUUAGAAAAUAUUAAGGACACAAGCUACUCGCCUGAACCUCACAUUUCAGCCGAACAUAGCCAAAGUUUAUUAAGCGCUCAAGAGGCUGUUUCUCUCUGGGUCCUUGGCACACGUAAGAUCGGGCGAUAUUAUCCAGUACACUUGGAAGAAACAGCCUCUUAUAACUUCGGUCAAUGCAAUGUAUCGGCGUAUUGUAGAGGCGAGAAGCAAUCAGGGUACUCUCGAUCCAGAAAUUACUCUGCAAUUCCUAAAGUCGGCGAUCUAUUAUUUUCUAACUGAUAAGGAGAAUCAACACGGUCACUUAAAUGCUAUUGAAAGUAUCUUAGGCUUCACAGACACGGAAAAGCAUAACAUCGACAGGUUUUAUCGAUCAGCGAGGAAGUAAUACUUUUUAAAAAUUCUUCAAUAUUAAAAAAUAAUAUCACUGUUGACGAAAGGUGUUACAUUA
Molecule: messenger RNA, 2516 nt
Organism: Camponotus floridanus (Florida carpenter ant)
Lineage: Eukaryota; Metazoa; Arthropoda; Insecta; Hymenoptera; Formicidae
Gene: qtc
Exons: 10
Coding region: 461-2347 (628 amino acids)
Source: RefSeq, a predicted model, not a curated record